Messenger RNA from Balearica regulorum gibbericeps (East African grey crowned-crane), 645 nucleotides. NCBI's taxonomy places the organism in Eukaryota, Metazoa, Chordata, Aves, Gruiformes, Gruidae. The record is from RefSeq and is a predicted model, not a curated record.
AUGGAGGCUUUGGAGCACUCCUCAACAGACAUCCACGGGUUGGUAACAGUAGAGGUAAAAGCAUGGGUGAAUUCUCUUUCUAUGGGAAUGGUCUUCUUCUGUUCUCCAAUAGUCAGCAUAUUCACAGACCUGUUUGGUUGUCGAAAAGUAGCUGUUGUUGGCGCUGCAGUGGGAUUUGUUGGACUCCUUUCAAGUUCUUUUGUAAGCACCAUUGAACCUCUGUAUUUCACCUACGGAAUCUUAUUUGCCUGUGGCUGCUCAUUUGCGUACCAGCCAUCCUUGGUCAUUCUCGGGCACUAUUUCAAGAAACGCCUUGGACUGGUGAAUGGCAUUGUCACUGCAGGCAGCAGCUUGUUCACUGUGUCACUGCCCUUCCUCUUGCGAGUUUUGAUCGAUUCCGUUGGCUUAUACAACACCUUGCGGGUCCUCUGCAUCCUUAUGUUUGUUCUGUUCCUGGCUGGCUUUACGUACAAACCCCUUGUUUCCAAUGCCAAAGACAAAGAGGGAGGAAAGAAGGGAAAGUUCAAAUUUCCUCCUGAAAAAAAGAUUUGCAACUUCUCUGUUUUCAAAGUUCUCAGUUACCGUAUCUGGGCUUUUGGGAUCCCAGCUGCACUUUUUGGAUACUUCGUGCCUUAUGUUCACUUG